This is a messenger RNA of Prosopis cineraria, 2074 nucleotides long. Its product is annotated as probable inactive receptor kinase At2g26730. Gene Ontology annotation, molecular function: ATP binding; protein binding; protein kinase activity. Bases 1 to 1887 code for a protein of 628 amino acids. Gene Ontology annotation, biological process: protein phosphorylation. The transcript has 2 exons. The record is from RefSeq and is a predicted model, not a curated record. Lineage: Eukaryota; Viridiplantae; Streptophyta; Magnoliopsida; Fabales; Fabaceae.
AUGGAACAAUUUUCCAUGUGGAUAAUCUUCUUGUCAUUUCUUCUCCACUUGAACACUAGUAACUGUGUGGAGGACGAGGUCAGCAGCACACUGAUAAACUUUCUUGCAAAACUCUCUAACAACGAUGGCAGCCAGAACUCUAAUUUGGUUUGGAAGCCAGGCUCUCAUCCCUGCAAGGACUUGUGGCAGGGUGUGGUAUGUAAUGAAAAAAAUGCAUCAGUACAGAAGCUAUUUCUUAACAGGUCCAAUUUAGCUGGAACUCUUGAUGUUGCCAUGCUCUGCAACUCGCGGCCAAUCGUCAUGUCUCUUACAUCUCUUAACCUCGACGGCAACAAAGUAAGUGGAGGAAUAGCAAAUGAGGUUGGAAACUGCAAGCAUCUCACUCACUUGAAUGUAAGUGGUAAUCAACUUCAUGGGAUCCUUCCUAGUUCACUUGCCAUGUUGAGUUACUUAAAAGAGCUUGACAUUUCCAACAAUAAGUUCUCCGGGAACUUGCCAAACCUGUCCAGAAUCUCUGGUUUGAAUACCUUUUUGGCACAAAAUAAUCAGCUCACUGGGGAGAUACCUCCUUUUAACUUUUCCAAAUUUGACUACUUCAAUGUAUCCUUCAACGAUUUAAGUGGCCGCGUUCCAUAUUUGCAAAGCCAUUUCACUGAGGAUAGUUUCUUGGGAAAUCCUGAGCUUUGUGGAAAUCCUUUGCCAAAUAACUGUUCAUCUCUCCCUACAUCUGAUGCUAAACUGUCUGAUUCAGAAGAAUCGAAGGGUCCCUCAAAAAGCCAGAUUCUCAUGUAUUCAGGCUAUGCUGCAAUGUGUUUGGUCUUUAUCCUUUUUGUAGUUCUUGCGCUGUGUAAAAGAAACAAGACAGGAAACAAGGUUGAAGCAGAAAAGGAGGCAAUUGAUGAUAGUACUAUUGACAAGCCCAGCCAUGUUUCAAAUGAAUACAAAUUAGGCGUGAGCAGAUCAGAGUUUUCAGUCACUUCCGAAAGUGCAAUGGCUUCACGAUCAUUUGCAGUUCUUUCAAAGUCAUAUGAAAAUGAUAUUACAUUGGAGGGUUUGAUGAGGUCUCCUGCUGAGCUGAUUGGCCGAGGAAAGUUUGGUAGUCUUUAUAAAGUACUGCUUGACAAUGGGAUGAUGGUGGUUGUUAAGAGGAUUAAAGACUUGACUAUAUCAAGCCAUGACUUCAAACAAAGGAUGCAUUUGCUGAACCAAGUGAAGCACCAUUCUUUACUCUUACCUCUUGCUUUCUAUUGUUCCCAACAAGAGAAACUUUUGCUCUAUGAAUAUCAAGAGAACGGAAGUUUAUUCAAGAUUCUACAUGGUUCCUCAAAAGACUUCGAUUGGACUAGUAGACUUGGGAUUGCAGCAGCAAUUGCGGAGUCAUUAGCUUUCAUGCAUCAAGAGCUUGAACAACAUGGGAUUGCACAUGGCAACUUAAAAUCCUCUAACAUUUUGCUAAACAAGAAUAUGGAACCCUGCAUAAGCGAGUAUGGGGUUAUGGUUAUGGAUGAUCAAGAAAUUAAAAUUCAACAGAGUUCCUCUUUUGCAAGUUCAUUUGCAGCUGGCGCGUCAGAUGCUUUCAAGGGAGAUGUUUAUGGCUUUGGAGUGAUUCUUCUGGAACUACUCACUGGGAAGUUAGUGAAGAGCAAUGGGAUGGAUUUAACUGAGUGGGUUGAGUCUGUUGUAAGGGAAGAAUGGACGGGUGAAGUAUUUGACAGGACCCUGAUAUCAGAGUAUGUGAGUGAAGAGAGGAUGGUGAGCUUGCUCCAGGUGGCUAUAAGAUGUAUCAAUCAGUCCCCAGAGGCCAGGCCAAGCAUGAAUCAAGUUGCUCUCAUGAUCAACGUCAUAAAAGAGGAAGAAGAGAAAUCCUUGAUUUAUGAAGCAUUGUGAGGCUAGUGCUUAAUUAUGCUUAUCCAAGUGUAUGGAUCAAGAAGAGAAUCUUUCAAACAGAGCAUAUAGAAAAAUUGAAUAUCCAUUAUCCGGUUUGUAAUACAUUCAGACAUUGAUUGUACAUUUGGCACUUGAUUUUCUCCUACUUGUAUUUUCUGUUCACUUUAGUAAAAUGAGCAUUGCUGGU